AUGUCGUACGCCCCACCUUAUGGCGACCCUUAUGCUCGCCCUCCCCAAGAUCGCCCAGCAUACGACCCCUACGGCCGCCCACCUGCUGAUCCUUAUGGACGCCCUCCCUCAGAUUAUGACCGUCCUCCCUACGACGGCGGUCGCCCAGCAUACGAAAGAGGCCCAUACAGCGCACCCCCACCUCAAGCUCGUCCUCCUCCGGGACCCCCGCCUCCCCUGCCCCAAGGCUGGGUUCAGGAAUGGGAGCCCAGUACCCGUCGCGCAUUCUUUGUAGAACAGGCCACUGGUCGCUCCCAGUGGGAGACGCCUUACGGGCAGCCUGGCUACUCUGGCUACAAUGAUGGUUCUCGCAGUGUUCCUCCCCCCGAUGCUCAGGGUGGCUACUAUGCGCCUCCUCAGGGCCCUCCACCUAUGGGUUACGAUAAUAGCCAAGGCUACUAUCAGGGUGAGCCCGAGAAGGAGAAGAAGGAGAAGAGCAAUAUGGGAGGCUAUCUUGCAGCCGGUGCAGCCGGUUUGGCCGUCGGUGGUAUUGCCGGUGCUUUGAUUCAACAUGAGAUUGACGAGGACGAUGAAAAGUCAGAUCUUGAAGAAGCUUAUGAGCAAGGCCGUGAAGAUGCAGAAGAAGCUCAUGAUUCAGACCAUAGUGAUCACAGUGAGCACAGCGAUGGUGGUUGGUAA
This is a messenger RNA of Penicillium vulpinum, 678 nucleotides long. Its product is annotated as WW domain protein. The transcript is spliced from 2 exons. The record is from RefSeq and is a predicted model, not a curated record. Gene Ontology annotation, molecular function: protein binding. Bases 1 to 678 code for a protein of 225 amino acids. NCBI's taxonomy places the organism in Eukaryota, Fungi, Ascomycota, Eurotiomycetes, Eurotiales, Aspergillaceae.